AUGAGCAUGGAGUCACGUCCAGGAGUAACUGCUGGAGUUAAAGCAGACCUGGAAAACACUGACUUUGGUGCAGCUGCUGCAAGAAUUCAAAGAAGAUUAAAGCAAAGGAACACGCCGCUAAAUGUUGCCAUCACAGGAGAGUCGGGUUCUGGGAAAUCAACUUUUAUUAAUGCUUUCAGAGGCAUUGGUGAUGAAGAUGAGGGCGCUGCACCCACUGGUGUUGUGGAAACCACCUCACAGGUUACACCGUACCCCCAUCCAAAGUAUCCCAGUGUUAUCUUGUGGGACCUCCCUGGAAUCGGUACUACCAGAUUUCCAGCUGAUGAGUACCUGAAGCUUGUUGGAUUUGAGAAGUUUGACUUCUUCAUCAUCAUCUCAGACCCUCGCUUCAGAGAAAAUGAUGUAAAACUUGCUCAGGAGAUUCAGAGGAUGAAGAAAAAGUUCUACUUUCUUCAGUCAAAGGUUGACAAAGAUAUACGAGCCGCGAAAAGAACCCGGAGAGAGUUCAAUGUGGAGAGGACACUUUCAACCAUCAGGAAGAACUGCGCCCAAG
This is a messenger RNA of Pundamilia nyererei, 553 nucleotides long. Its product is annotated as interferon-inducible GTPase 1-like. The record is from RefSeq and is a predicted model, not a curated record. Gene Ontology annotation, cellular component: membrane. Lineage: Eukaryota; Metazoa; Chordata; Actinopteri; Cichliformes; Cichlidae. The annotation marks the transcript as partial. Gene Ontology annotation, molecular function: GTP binding. The transcript has a single exon.